Molecule: messenger RNA, 1167 nt
Organism: Paramecium primaurelia
Lineage: Eukaryota; Ciliophora; Oligohymenophorea; Peniculida; Parameciidae
Source: the annotation of a GenBank genome assembly
AUGGAUGAUCACAUUUAAUAAGCAUGGCAAUUCUACAGAAAAUUGGGAUCACCUAAAUUUAUAUGUAUCUCCAUUAACUUAUCAUAGGUGCCCCUAUGGUUGAUUAAAGUGAACUUGCAUUUAGAAUGUUAACUAGAAAAUAUGGAGCCACAUUAGCAUACACUCCUAUGUUACAUAGUAGAAUUAUGACUGAAUCCAAAUCAUACAAAGAUGAAUUCUUUACUACUUGUCCAGAAGACAGACCUUUAUUUGCCUAAUUAUGUGGACAUGAUCCUUAAAUCUUAAUUAAAGCAGCAUUAAUUAUCUAAGAUCAAUGUGAUGCUAUCGAUAUCAAUCUUGGUUGUCCUUAAGGAAUAGCAAGGAAAGGUCUUUAUGGAGCUUAUCUUUUAGAAAAGAGAGAAUAAGUUCUGUAAAUUUACUCAUUUAAAUUAUAGAACCAUUGUGAAAGAAUUAAAAUAAAAUAUAAAUGUACCAGUUACUUGCAAAAUCAGAGUAUUCAAAGAUCGUAAAAAAACUCUUGAUCUAACCAAAGACAUAUAAUAAGCAGGAUGUUCUAUUCUGACUGUUCAUGGUAGAACAAAAGAACAAAAUAAAGAUUUUGUUGGUCAAUGUGAUUGGACUAUUAUAGCAGAAAUAAAAUAACAAUUACAAAUUCCUGUGUUUGCUAAUGGAGGUAUCUACACUUGGUCUGAUGUUGAAAGAUGUCUCCAAGAGACUAAAGUUGAUGCAGUCAUGUCAUCUGAAGCUCUUUUAGAAAAUCCUGCUCUUUUUUCUGGUGAAAUAAAAGAUUUAAAUGAUUUGGCUGAGGAAUAUAUGCAAUUUGCCAAAUAAUACAAUGCCAGAUUAUCUGAAAUCAAAGGACAUCUAUUUAAACUUCUUUAUACAGGAUUACAAAUAUUUACUGGUAAUCUAUUUUCAUAAUUAUUUAUAGAUUUAAGAUCUAAACUUGGAUCUGCCAAAACUUAUGAUGAACAUUUAGAAGUUGUUAUAGAAUUAAAAAAUAAAAGAGCUAAUGUUCCUAAAGAAGAUAAAUUAGGUUGGUAUAAAAGAUAUUAAAAUUUUAAAUAACCUUAAAAUAAUAAAGAUAAGAAUAUUCAAAAAUUAGAAAAUAUUAUUUAAUAAUAAGAUUUAUUGUUAUAAAAUAAUGAUCCAAAAUAAAGUGAAUGA